This is a messenger RNA of Marchantia polymorpha subsp. ruderalis, 696 nucleotides long. The record is from the annotation of a GenBank genome assembly. Lineage: Eukaryota; Viridiplantae; Streptophyta; Marchantiopsida; Marchantiales; Marchantiaceae.
AUGAACUUCUCGAAGGGUGAUUGCAAGUCCAAGAUGGUGCAUGGCAUGGUUAUGCUUCUUUUCAUUUACAGCACAUGCCUGGUGCUGGUACAGAGAGUCGAGGCUGCCGAUCCCGAUCCUCUGGUCGACUUUUCAGCAAACGCAACUACACCUGUCUUCCGCAACAUCUUUGCCAAUGGAGAUGUAUCUAUUGGAUCUGGAGGCGUUCGAGCAGCUCUCGACAUCGGAAAGUUCCCUGGCCUUACGUCCCAGGGUCUGACCGUUGUUCAGUUCAAGAUGGUCCCGUGUGGAGAGAACGUACCACACACCCACCCCCGUGCUACAGAGCUCCUUUCCUUGAUCAGUGGUGGUCCACUUCAGGCUGGUUUCGUUGACACCAAAGGACAAGCUCAUAUCCACAUUCUGUACCCGGGAGAUCUCAUCGUCUUUCCUCGCGGUUUGUUACAUUUUGAGUUGAAUGUUGGUACAGAAACAGCUUUCUACCUUUCGGCUCUGAAUAGCCAAAAUCCAGGCACUUUGGAUGCUGCUGGAGCGGUUUUGCAAUUACCUGAGCGUGCAGCUGCUAUAGCGUUCAAUCAAGAUAUAGCAACAGUUGGAGCACUGAAGUCGCAGAGACCUUAUAACGAGCCGCCGACUCUGGAGGCUGCCAAGCAUGGAGUGUGUGUUCCUGGCCAGUUGAUUUCCACCACUGUCUGA